Pyricularia pennisetigena is the source of this 2124-nucleotide messenger RNA. RefSeq lists its product as uncharacterized. Gene Ontology annotation, cellular component: nucleolus; TRAMP complex. The transcript has 3 exons. The record is from RefSeq and is a predicted model, not a curated record. Gene Ontology annotation, molecular function: poly(A) RNA polymerase activity; mRNA binding. Gene Ontology annotation, biological process: RNA 3'-end processing. Bases 1 to 2124 code for a protein of 707 amino acids. NCBI's taxonomy places the organism in Eukaryota, Fungi, Ascomycota, Sordariomycetes, Magnaporthales, Pyriculariaceae.
AUGUCAUACAGACAGUCGCGCAACAGCGGCGACCGUCGCAGGAAUGAUUCCUACGACUCACGAUCAAACACAUACCGCCCGCCGCCUCCCUCUCAGUCUGGUCGCGACUACCGUGCAUCCGAUUCCUACCACCCGCCACCGCCUGGCUACGAUAGCUUCAAACCCCCGCAGGGCAACUUCAGCUUCCGGUUCGACAAGCCUGCGGGCAUCUCUGACACGCCGCGCUUUGACGAUGCCGGUCGGGCUGGUGGUCGCUGGUCAGGCGGCAGAGACCAUCGACGCGACCGUAGGGACAACCGCGGAUACCGUUCGUCUCGGGGAGGCUAUUCCCAACCCUGGCGCAAACUCGCAGCGGAUCGUCCAAUCCUCAGCGCGACGCACGACGAUAACAAGGAGCUCUCGUUUGCAACAUCUGCCAGUGGUGUGACGUACCGAGCGCUCGACGAGCUUUCAGACAGCGAAGAGGCUGAGAUGGACAUCUCGGACAGCGAAGACGGCGGGGUUCCCAGCAAGAAGAAGCGGCGACUGAAUGGAAGCGAAGACACGACAGCGAACAGCGCACCCAAGUGGUCGAAUCCGGACCCCUACACGGCAGCGCCGCCGCCAGACAGUACGCAGACCAAGAGAAAGGACGUAGUGCAGCUCAUCCGCAAGGCAAGGGUGCAGCCUGCGGUGGUCAACAAGGCAGAGGUCCCAGCCGAGGCGGCCGAUUUCAUUUCGUGCAAUUUUGACGACAGCGAGGAUGACGAGGAUGAAGAUGAAGAGUCACAAUCAGAGACAUUUGAGCGAGGAAAGAGACAGGCGCAAGAUGAUACCGACGACGGAGAAGUGCUAGUCGCGUCUAAAACUGCAGAUGCUCCAAGUUUGAGUUCUGCGCACACACCUUCCGAAAGCGAUCUAAGGCGUCAAGGUUACACCAACCCCGCCAACCUCGCACCCUCGAACGACUUGGGAAGCAGGAAGCGUACCUUUGACGACGAGAUCAAAGUGCCCGAACAUUCCAAGUUGAAAAAGCACACCACCAAGAUGGGAGCCGGCGGCAUCGUCAAGGAGUGGCAGCCAUCCAAAGGCAUGAACACGUGUCCGUGGGUCACUACCGAUCACUCCGACUGUCGGGAUGGCGGAGUUUGGCUUCACAAGGAGAUUGUCGACUUUUACAACUAUGCCAAACCUCGUGAUUUUGAGGAGAAGCUCCGGCAAGGACUUGUCGAUGAGCUGGCCAAGCUGAUCAGGAACUCACAGUACCGUGAUGCGACCGUCUAUCCAUUUGGUUCAUUCAAGUCCAGCCUUUACCUGCCCACUGGUGACAUGGAUCUUGUCUUUUGUUCCGACUCAUACAUGAAUGGUCGCGCCGCUCGAUAUUCUAGCAAAAAUCACGUCUUCAAGUUUGGCGCCUUUAUUGAGCGUAAGCAGCUUGCCGUUGACAACCACGUCGAAAAGAUCUCAAAGGCUCGCGUCCCUCUGGUCAAGUACGUCGACAGUCGGACGGGCCUCAAGGUCGACAUCUCGUUUGAAAAUAUAACCGGUAUCCGCGCAAUCGAGACGUUCCUGGCUUGGCGUGAACAGUUCCCCGACAUGCCGGUCCUCGUCACGUGCAUCAAACACUUUUUGGCCAUGCGCGGCCUCAACGAGCCAGCGAACGGCGGCAUCGGUGGUACUACUGUUAUCUGCCUGGUCGUGAGCAUGCUGCAGCUGAGUCCGGACGUUCAGAGUCGCUCCAUGACUCCCGAAAAUCAUCUGGGCCAACUACUGUUGCGGUUCUUUGAUCUGUACGGAAACAGAUUUAACUACGACCGUGUAGCCAUCAGCAUGAACCCUCCACGUUACAUUCCCAAGAGCCAAGUCACAAAUAUCGUCUAUAGGAAUACGGACCGUUUGUCCAUCAUCGACCCGAACAAUCCCGAGAAUGACAUCUCAGGCGGUUCCGGCAAUAUCCGUACCAUCAAGGCGGCCUUCUCUCAGGCCUACGAUCUUCUGCGUGAGCGCGUUGCCACGCUGGCCCGCUCGCCUAAGAAGCAGGCAUUUUCGAGCCUCCUUGAGCCCAUAUUUGGAGGCAACUACACCUCAUUUGAAGAUCAGCGCGAUCACCUGUAUAAACUUUGGCAGAGGUCGACCCGUCGCUGA